Molecule: messenger RNA, 4344 nt
Organism: Symbiodinium sp. CCMP2456
Lineage: Eukaryota; Dinophyceae; Suessiales; Symbiodiniaceae
Source: the annotation of a GenBank genome assembly
AUGGCCACGGAGGCGGCAAUGGAAAGCUCGGAUGAAUCCUCGGCCCCAUCCAGGACAGGAACGGGGACACGCAGCCCUCCGAGGGGACCUCCGCCGCCACAGCCGAUCCAGGCCCUGGCACCGCUGUCGCACAGGUUAUCCAGUGCGAUCGGGCAGGCCUUGCGGGAGUCAGGUCUGGACCCACAGUGGGUCCUGACACAUGUCCCAUGGGACUGGCAGCAGUUCACCUCGGUCACGGUCCGCAUCGAGCACUUACGCCACAACGACCAGGUGCACCCGAACAUCCUCUUCGUUGGGGAUGACGUCGACACCAUCGGCCCGGACGCCCCUUCUUCGUCGGCGGCUAUAGCGGUGCAAAUGGAAGCAGAGGGCAGGGCGAGGAUGACAGCGGCUGAGAUGGACAUGUCGACCCAGCGCCUCCCACUUCGGCUUCGGCUACGACGACCUCCGCUCCGGCGACCUCUUCUACGGGCCGCGUACCACUGCCCCCAGGACCACCACCAGGAUGGCGAGGACCGGAACGGCGGGGCGUACUACAAAGGAGUGUGGCGAGAACAUCAGUGGUUCCGGCCGGUCGAGACCUACGCCACAGAUGUGGCAUUGGACAUUUGCGUCCUUCAAGAAACGCGGUGGGCCUACGAUGCGAAUUGGAGUACCCCAGACUUCCAUUUCAUCCACUCGGCAGGUGCAGCCUCCGAGGACAAAGUCGGGGGGCUACUGACCAUGGUCUCGACUCGACUUGCCAAGUCCUCAGAGAUACAGUUCCAUGCGGCACAUCCGGGCCGGCUUCUACAUGUCAGAAUCAAUCGAUCCCAUCCCAUCGACGUAAUGAACGUCUAUCAGUACACUGCCAACGAUCACAAGCUCACUCCUGCACGCAGGCAGCAGUUCCUCACGAAGCUCCAGAAGACUCUCCGAGGCGAGUCCGAGGACCUCAUGGCAAUCCUCUCAGCUUUUGCUUUGACCGUUCUGAAUACGUGGAACAGGUCUUCUGCCGUCUCCGGGGCACUCGCGGAUCUCAGACAACAGGUCCAGCAGAAGCUCGCUGCUCAAAGUUGGACCAGCUUGCAGCAACUGGAGGAGGGCAUCACCGACAUAGCGACCAAGCUCUACCCAGUAUCGCCCGUUGGCACCUCAGACGAGGCAGUCCGCCAAGACCUACAUGACCGGGCAAGGCAUAUGUGGGGUUUGUUUCGAAGUAUGCGCUCACAAAAAUUCACGGCGCAAGGUGUGGUCACAGCAUGGAGAUUAUGGGCUCAAUUCGUGCAGGCACACCGAGCCCACAAACGGAAGGCCAAAGCCAAAAGCAAAGCCUAUAAGCAGGACUUGUUGGACACGGCUCAGCAAGCUGCGCGGCGAGGCGACAUGCACCAGGUGUGGAAGGUGGUGCACACACUUGCUCCGAAGGUCCGGCGCAAGCCCUUGCAGCUUUAUCGGGACGGACACAUCAUGACCCCGGAAGCGGAACUGGAUUGGAUCAUAGAGGCCUUCGGGGAGCGAUAUGGAGCCAGAGCACCUCCUCAAACCACCCGAGCACGGCAGUUCCCACCAGUUCAGGUCUCCGAGGCGGAAGUAUGGCAUCAACUCGAGCAUCUCCCGGUCCGCAAGGCUGUACCACGAUCGGCUGCACCCUCGGUCCUAUGGCGGGCUUGUUCAUCGGAGAUUGCACAUUUCAUUACUCAGCAGUUCAAUCUUCAAUGGCAGCAACCGGAUCUACAAGUUGAGCAGGAUUGGGCCGAUGCCUCUGUUGCACUUCUCCCUAAGCCAAAGGGUAAAAAUGACAAACCGCUGGAAUGGAGGCCAAUCGGCCUACAACAUCCCAUCGGGAAAGGACUGAUGAAGAUCCUCAUCACCAGGGCCAAGGCGCUGGAGCUCGCACAGAUCGACCCCUCAAUUCAGGAGGUACUUAUGCAAUGGUUAAGCCAGGUCAAGUACAUCUUUCGCCACAAACAACAUGAGAAGGAAAUCUGGCCCAGUUGGGGCCUGCGACAGGGAUGCAUCGGAAGUCCGGUGCUCUGGUCGGCUUUCACAGCUUUACUUUGCAAAGCUAUAGAUUUGCGCAUGAGGCAAUCAUGGUGCUCAGAUCAUGCCACUUUGUACGCUGACGACAGCCACCUUCGCUGGACCUUCCAGACCGUAGCCCAGUUUGAGCAGGCUAUUUGCGAGCUCAAUUGGACAUUCGCUGUCUUCAGGAGACUGGGCAUGCAGGUCAACCGGGAAAAGACACAGGCCAUUCUUUCAGUCACGGGUGACAUCCGUCACAAAAUACAGAAGCUGUAUGUGCGGAAGCAGGAUGGUAUUCGUCGACUACUACUAUCCCCGGGAGACCCCACUGAGUGGAUCCCUCUGGUGGACAAAGCGGAGUACUUAGGCCUCAUCGUAUCCUAUGAACAGUUUGAGUGGCAGUCGGUGAGACAUAGAGUCGUCAAGGCACACAAGCGACGCUGGGCCUUGGCAUCGCUUCUGCAUGCCAAACGCGUGUCCAUCCCUUAUAAACUUCGCUUAUGGCGAAGCUGUGUUCAGUCUUCCAUGAUGUACGCACUACAUUGUCUUUGUCUACAAACAGGGCAAAUUCGAUAUCUACAACGUGCUAUCAUGAAGCACAUCAGGGCCAUCACCUCAGACCAGGCCUUCCUCACGGGCAACACACAUGAAUUUAUCUCGGCCAAAUACGAGGUCCAAUCAGCUCAUGAUCUUCUGAGACAGGCUCAUGCAAGUGAGCUUAAGGUGGCUGGCCUGGGAGACUGGAUCCUUGAACAUGACUACAAUCAGGCCAUCAGUCACAGCCUACAGGAGGAUAUCACGCAUCAGGUGCAGGACUCAGACGAGGAAUCCCAUGCAUGGACCUGCCCGGUUUGCAUGGAGCAGUUCCCCACAACAGCGGCUUUGAAGAUACACGCUAGAAGAAAGCACAAGUUGGUCGAUCGUCCAGCUCAGGUAUUCGACCGCACCAAACACUCGAUAGCGGGUCUUCCACAGUGCUCGGGAUGUUUGAAAAAGUUCAGCAGAUGGCAGACUCUUGAGUGGCAUAUCAAUCAUCAUGCGUGUCCGGCCAUGAAGUUCGCUGCAGAGCAGAAUAAGACAGCUAUGCCAACACAGACUGACACAUCCAAUGCUCAGUCCAGCCAGCCUGACCAGCCCCUCGGCUACCAGGCUCAGAGUUCCGAGGAUCGAGAGAUCACUACACUGACACAGCCAGUUGAUGAUGCUUCCGAGCAGCUUCCCAUGAUUCAAAGAUCACAUGUACAACAUCUGGUUGAACAGGGGCCCAAUAGCUUCAUUCGAUUCUCUUCGUAUACUGAUCACAUGCAGCACUACUGCGUCAUUUGUGGACAAUGGGUCGUGUCACAACGUGUUAUGAAGCUCCACUUCCAGAACACACAUGGUGACUUGUACAAACAGCUCAGCAAGAUAGCCAAGCGGAUCAUCGAUCAGCGAGAACGACCGAUGGACGAGGACAUGGAGGCUUUCUUUGGCGGGGUCAGGGACGCACGGCACACCAGUCCGUUUCCGCCGGAUCCCUUCCAAGACUACUCAGCGGAGAGCCAGCUGGACAAUGGGCCCAACAAAAGGCGACGAGAACCUUUUGCGAGCAACAAGCAUCAGCCACACUCGCACGGUCGGAGCCCCUUCAGCCACUACAACCAGGCCCCGAUGCCCACGCAGCACAGAGAUCCAUUACUUCAUACUUUAACAAAAACAGUGCUGCGCCAACAAGAAGAACUACGAAUCCUACGUCAAGAUACAGCCUUCAUCAUUUUCCUGAAGCCGGGGCAGGACUCAAUCAUGCACCACCUGUACCAAGUUGCGGUACAGUUCAAGGCGAGGCAAGAAGCGGAGCCAACUUGGUCUUUGGGUCAGUUCCCACUUCGUAUGGUGUUGGCCAAUGCCCUCUUCCGGGAGCUCAUCGACAGGCUGAACAAAGUCCUGGCCUCACAGGAUCGCCUCAAAGCGGUCAUGGAACAAGGCUGGCGGGACGACAAAGGAUGGAGAUUCCAAGCAUGGAAUCGAACCAUGCGUCACCUCGAGCACGACAGGAACAGGCCAUCCAUCCCGGACGACAAACUCCUGGAUCACCUGGCCACCAUCACCCAGUGUCUGAAAGCAGUCAUUAUCACUCGCUUUUGCUGCACCCGCAAAAUGACGGAGACGAUGUCGUCUCCGGCGACAUUCAAGAUGGACAUAUCAUUGCGCAGCCACAGUGCAUUGACCAUGUGGGACACCAUGAGGGCUCUCCAGGGGAAUGCAGUCUUUCAGCUAGUGGGCAUGGGAUUCAAGACGGAGUCUCUGGGCAGAGGCCCGGAGGAGCAAAGGCUCAGGGACAUGGUCUUCGGCCGACGCUGA